Penicillium vulpinum is the source of this 549-nucleotide messenger RNA. Its product is annotated as Zn(II)2Cys6 transcription factor domain-containing protein. The transcript is spliced from 2 exons. Bases 1 to 549 code for a protein of 182 amino acids. NCBI's taxonomy places the organism in Eukaryota, Fungi, Ascomycota, Eurotiomycetes, Eurotiales, Aspergillaceae. Gene Ontology annotation, biological process: regulation of DNA-templated transcription. The record is from RefSeq and is a predicted model, not a curated record. Gene Ontology annotation, molecular function: zinc ion binding; DNA-binding transcription factor activity, RNA polymerase II-specific.
AUGCCUCCGACCGAAAAGCAAAAGGAUAUCCCCCAGCGUCAUCGCUCUUUCAAGGGAUGCUGGACCUGCAAGAAAAGGAGGGUCCAGUGCGAUGAACUGCGCCCAGGCUGCCGGAAAUGCACUUCCAAGGGUCUCACCUGCGAGGGAUAUGAGAUCCGAUUGCGAUGGGGAGCUGGUAUCGCCUCCCGGGGAAAGUACUCGGGCGCCGAGAAGCCAAUAAAAGAAUCUAUACCCCCACGGUCGAAGCGAAGAUGGGAUAUGCGAGGGAAAGGGGACAGAUAUCCAUCAGGUGACGAGGAUGGCCAGCCUGUUCUGGUCCCUCAACAUCUGACGAAAAAUCGAGAACCCCAAUUAGUUGCUGAGCGGACCACAGUCAACAUACUCAACUCACCAUGGGAACCGGGUUCUUCAUUGAGUGCAGCUAUCAACAAACAUUUUGAGAUCCCUGUAUCCUUGGCCACUUUGGCUGCAACUGGUGUGUGUAGUCAGGGUUCAGAUAUAUCGGGUCAAUAUGUCCAGCACACGGGCCGACGGAGCAUUUUGGCUUGA